UCAGUAAAAUUGAAAGAAAUAACAAUUUAAAUGAAAUUUAAUUUUCAUCCGUUCCGUGUUUUAAAUUUUAAAUAUUCUUUAAAUAAAAAUGUCAGUAAAAAUAGCUGAUCAAUGAGGCAAGGUUUACUUAGUGGUGGUGAUAAUACGAAUAAUCGUAUAAUGUACAGAGAUUGGCGGACAGCUCUGUCUUCGCCACCAACAUAUCGUAUAGGGAAUCGUAGUUUUCGAUUUAAUUAUUAUGCUGUAUUUUUAAUUUUAGCAAUUUUGUCAUUAAUAUUUAUGUUUAUGUACGUUAAACAUGACUCCUCAAGUUCAUCAGAUUCAUGGUCUCAACGACUGAGACCAGUAUUAAUUGAAGAUUCAUACAAUGCAACGUAUCCUUUAAGUACGCCAAUUUUAAUACGUGGAAGCCCAACUUAUCGUAUAGCAAUCGUAGCAGAUUUAGAUACAAACUCUAAGGUAAAAGAUAAAGAUGAAUGGAGAAGUUAUAUGAAAAACGGAUUUUUAAGCUAUAAUUCACAAAAAAAAUCAGUUGUUAUUACAUGGGAAGAAACAGAACCAUCUGAAUUAGUAUCAAGUUAUUCAUUAAAAGGACGUGGCAUGGAAUUAUCUGAAUUAGUUACAUUCAACGGAAAAUUAUUUACAGUAGAUGAUAGAACUGGCCUCAUAUAUGAAAUUGUAAAAGGUAAAGUAAUACCUUGGGUUAUAUUACCUGACGGCGAUGGUAGUAUAGCUAAGGGAUUUAAAGCUGAAUGGGCGACUGUUAAAGAUAGAUUAUUAUACGUUGGAUCCAUGGGAAAAGAAUGGACUUCAUCGCAAGGAGAUUUUGAAAACGAGAAUCCAAUGUGGGUUAAAACGGUAUCAGCAAACGGAGAAGUUAAGCAUUUAGAUUGGUCUGUAUAUUAUAAGUUAAUGAGGGAACAUAUUGGUAUUACAUGGCCAGGUUACAUGAUCCAUGAAUCUGGAAUGUUUUCGAAUAAGAAUAGAAAAUGGUAUUUCUUGCCAAGAAGAUGUUCACGUGAAAAGUAUAACGAAACGCGUGACGAGCAUAUGGGGUGUAACGUAUUGAUAUGCGCGGACGAACAUUUCACUGAUAUUAAAAUUACGAAAAUUGAUAAAAUUAAACCAACACAUGGAUAUUCUAGUUUUAAAUUUAUUCCUGGGACCGAUGAUCAAAUCAUUGUCGCAUUAAAAACAGAAGAAGUUAAUGGUAAAACCGCUACUUUUAUUUCUGUAUUUGACGUAAAUGGUGGAAUUAUACUUGAAGAAGAAAAAGUUCCAACUGAUUUAAAAUACGAAGGUUUCGAGUUCAUUUAAUUCGAACUAAAUAAUAAAGUAAUUAGGAUUUGAAUAUUCGUAAAAAGAAAAAAUAUGGGUACCUAAAUGUUUAUUACAUAAACAUUUCAUUGUUAAUUCCUACAAAAUGUUUUACGAUUUAAUUUGAAUACAACGUAUUAAACUUUAAGUAUUUUUAAUUUAAAAU
Molecule: messenger RNA, 1483 nt
Organism: Condylostylus longicornis
Lineage: Eukaryota; Metazoa; Arthropoda; Insecta; Diptera; Dolichopodidae
Product: soluble calcium-activated nucleotidase 1
Exons: 2
Coding region: 112-1317 (401 amino acids)
Biological process (GO): proteoglycan biosynthetic process
Molecular function (GO): UDP phosphatase activity; GDP phosphatase activity; calcium ion binding
Source: RefSeq, a predicted model, not a curated record